Molecule: messenger RNA, 1695 nt
Organism: Fomitiporia mediterranea MF3/22
Lineage: Eukaryota; Fungi; Basidiomycota; Agaricomycetes; Hymenochaetales; Hymenochaetaceae
Product: MFS general substrate transporter
Exons: 9
Coding region: 95-1657 (520 amino acids)
Biological process (GO): transmembrane transport
Molecular function (GO): transmembrane transporter activity
Source: RefSeq, a predicted model, not a curated record
GUUUCAACCAUGCCGCUGAGGUUCAAAUGCAGGGGAGUGAAUCGCACCUGCUUUCCCUCCAAAGCAAGUCGAACAUUCAGAGAGCAGGAGCGGUAUGUCAAGUAGUAACGGUGCCGAGGAUGAGCGUACGGCACUGCUCGCCCCUGUCUCGUCGGGUUCUAUGUUAAAUGACGCAGUGGACGAGGAACAGCAGGUGAACACGGGUGCUGCAUCUACCUCAACAAAGGGAGAAUCAGCUUCGAAUGUAGGAGGAAAUUGCGAGAAACCCUUCCCUUGGAGCGUUGUCGUCUCUCUCUACAUCUUGACCUGUAUAACGCCACUUGCAUUCGAAUUGAUAUUCCCGUUCGUCAAUCAAAUGAUUUUGGAUAAUGGGAUUACUACAGACCCGAAGCAAGUCGGGUUCUAUUCAGGCUUCAUUGAAUCGAUCUUCGCUCUUACAAGCUUUCUUUCCAUUAUGCCAUGCACGUACUUGGCCGAUCACUUAGGUAGGAAGCCUGUCAUUCUUGCUGGAACAUUUGGUUUGGCGGUUUCUCUAAGUCUGUUUGGAAUGGCUAAGACAUAUUGGCUCAUGAUCUUGACUCGGAUGAUCGGUGGUUCACUUGGAGGAACAAAUGCGGCAAUGAAGGUAAUGCUCACAGAGGUAGUCGACAAGUCCCAGCAAGCACUUGCAUUUUCAGGACAAACUAUUGCUUAUAGGCUGGGUCAAAUUUUCGGUCAGCCGAUGGGUGGACUGCUCGCCUACCCCGCAAGUAAUUUUGAGCUGUUUGAUACACCUUUUUGGCGUAAAUAUCCCUUCUCGUUUCCUUGCUUCGCCGCUUCUGCAAUUGCGGUCUUUGCAGUUGUAUACGGGUAUCUCGUCAUCGAAGAGACUCUUCCUUCGCUACGGAAGAAGAAAAAACCACCCACCUACGGUACUGUCUCUUCUCCCGCUAGCACAGAUCCUGUUACAGUCGGGCAUGCAAAAAGAGUACGACCAUCAAUGCAGUCCGUACUGACCCCUCCUGUCGUCGGAGCAUUAAUAAGCAGUGCCAUCCUCGCGUUCUCAUCCGAAAUGCUGUUUGCUAUGUAUCCCCUUUACGCAUUUACACCCAUCGAAGAUGGUGGACUUGGUCUCAGUGAGGCAGAAAUUGGAGCCCAGCUUGGUUUCCGUUCCAUCGUCAUUAUCAUUUGCGUUCUAAUCUAUGCACCGCUUGAGCGCAAAAUUGGUUCGAUGCGGUCGCACCAGUUUGCAAUGGCUUUCUGGUCUCUAGCUGUUCCUUUCUACCCCAUUCUGAAUGCAUUAGCGCGUAAAGGCUGGAAGGACACAUGGACGUUUCAGUUCCUUCUUCUCCUCUUCUUUAUGGCCUGGGGUAUCGCAUCCCUUACAUGGACCUCGGCGACUAUCGUUAUCAAUAAUUCGGUACCCUCCGUUGAGGCACUUUCCGUAGUGCAUAGCGUCGGCCAGAUGGCAUUCACUCUUCCUUUGGCAAUUGCACCAGCAUUCAUUACUUCAGUAUUCGCAUUUUCUAUCGAGCACGAGGAAAUAUUACACGGGAACCUCGUGUAUGUUAUCCAGCUAGUGAUUGGUCUUGGCGGUGCGCUCCAUUCCCUUACUUUGAAAGAGGCUACGCACGAUUGGCGAGAGGAUGUUAAAGAACAUAUUGAAGGGGAAAACUAACAAAAACUACUCACAGUGGACGAUAAAAUCAACCUCGA